GGCCCGGCAGGACGCAGCUGCGCUUGGAGGAGGAGCAGGAGGUUCACCGACAUGCCCGAGGCAAAACCAGUGGCCAAAAAGGCCUCCAAAGGCAAAAAUGCUGCCACACCAACUCCCAAGGAAGCCCCCCCUCAAGAGGCUCCUGCAGAGCCCCCCAAAGAAGGUGCACCCGAGGGUGAGUCUCCCAUUGCCGAGGAACCCACGGGCAUUUUCCUGAAGAAGCCACAGUCUGUGUCUGUGGAGACUGGGAAGGACACAGUGAUCAUGGCCAAGGUGAAAGGGAAGGAGCUCCCAGAAAAACCGACCAUCAAGUGGUUCAAGGGAAAGUGGCUGGAGCUGGGCAGCAAGAGCGGAGCCCGAUUUUCCUUCAAGGAGUCCCACGACCCUGCCAACAACGUGUACACGUUGGAGCUGCACAUUGUGAAGGUGGUACUGGGGGACCGCGGGAGUUACCGCCUUGAGGUCAAAGCCAAGGAUGUCUGCGACAGCUGUGGCUUCAGCAUCGAUGUGGAAGCACCCCAUCAGGACUCCUCUGGGCAAGGUCUGGAAAGUUUUAAGCGCAUGGGUGAAGGGAAGUCAGAACUUGCGGGUGAGCUGGAUUUCAGUGGCCUGUUGAAGAAGAGGGAGGCGGUUGAGGAGGAGAAGAAAACGAAGAAAGACGAUGACGACGUGGGCAUCCCACCUGAGGUCCUGGAGCUCCUGAAGGGGGCGAAGAAGAGCGAGUAUGAGAAGAUCGCCCUCCAGUACGGCAUCACUGACCUCCGGGGCAUGCUGAAGCGGCUCAAGAAGGCCAAGGUCGAGGUCAAGAAGAGUGCAGCCUUCACAAAGAAGCUGGAUCCGGCCUACCAGGUGGACAAGGGCAACAAGAUCAAGUUGGUGGUGGAGAUCAGUGACCCAGACCUUCCCCUCAAGUGGUUCAAGAAUGGCCAGGAGAUCAAACCCAGUAGCAAGUAUGUGUUUGAGAAUGUUGGUAAGAAGCGAAUUCUCACCAUCAACAAGUGCACGUUGGCAGAUGAUGCUGCUUAUGAGGUCGCAGUCAAGGAUGAGAAGUGCUUCACCGAGCUCUUCGUCAAAGAACCUCCCGUCCUUAUUAUCACACCCCUGGAGGACCAACAGGUGUUUGUGGGCGACCGGGUGGAAAUGUCAGUGGAGGUGUCAGAAGAUGGUGCCCAGGUCAUGUGGAUGAAAGACGGUGUGGAGAUUACACGGGAGGAUUCCUACAAGGCCCGGUUCCGCUUCAAGAAGGAUGGGAAGCGUCAUAUUCUCAUUUACUCAGAAGUGAGCCUAGAGGAUGGGGGUCACUACCAGGUCAUAACCAACGGUGGCCAGUGCGAGGCUGAGCUCAUUGUGGAAGGUAUGGGGCAUCCAGGUUGGGUUGGGGGCCACACUGCUCAUGCUUCUCACAGCUCCAAGUUUCCCAGCCCCAAAUCUUGGAGAUGGCUUUUCUCUGUGGUGGUCCUCAGGUGACCUAGGCUGACCCCUUCCUUGUCCUUCUAACUGCUUAGGGUCCACAAACUGGUGAUUGAUGAUGUCCGCCCUGAGGACGAGGGAGACUACACAUUUGUGCCCGAUGGCUAUGCCCUGUCCCUCUCGGCCAAGCUCAACUUCCUGGAAAUCAAGGUGGAGUAUGUACCCAAGCAAGAGCCACCAAAGAUUCACCUGGACUGCUCGGGGAAGACCUCAGAGAAUUCGAUUGUGGUUGUGGCUGGAAACAAGCUGAGGCUAGAUGUGUCCAUCACGGGGGAGCCCCCUCCUGUCGCCACCUGGCUGAAGGGAGAUGAGGUGUUCUCGGCCACCGACGGCAGGGUCCACAUCGAGCAGCAGGCAGAUACCAGCAGUUUCGUGAUCGAGAGUGCCGAUCGAUCAGAUGAGGGCCGCUAUACGAUCAAGGUCACCAACCCCGUUGGGGAGGAUGUAACCUCCAUCUUCUUGCGGGUUGUGGACGUCCCAGACCCCCCAGAGGCUGUACGUGUCACCUCAGUCGGAGAGGACUGGGCUGUCCUUGUCUGGGAGCCACCCAAAUAUGAUGGGGGGCAGCCAGUCACUGGGUACCUCCUGGAGCGGAAGAAGAAGGGCUCCCAGCGCUGGAUGAAGGUGAAUUUUGAGGUCUUUACAGAGACGACAUAUGAGUCCACCAAGAUGAUUGAGGGCGUUCUCUACGAGAUGCGGGUCUUUGCUGUCAAUGCCAUUGGGAUUUCCCAGCCCAGUGUCAACAGCAAGCCCUUCAUGCCUAUUGCACCCACAAGUGAACCCCAGCACCUGAUGGUGGAGGACGUGACAGACACCACCACCACCCUUAAGUGGAGGCCCCCAGACAGGAUCGGGGCAGGUGGCAUCGACGGGUACCUGGUGGAGUACUGCGUGGAGGGCUCUGAGGACUGGAGCCCUGCCAACACGGAGCCUGUGGAGCGCUGUGGCUUCACCGUCAAGAAUCUUCCCACAGGAGCGAAAAUCUUAUUCCGGGUUGUUGGGGUCAACAUUGCGGGGCGCAGCGAGCCGGCCACCCUGGUGCAGCCGGUCACCAUCCGGGAGAUCGUCGAGCAACCCAAGAUCCGGCUCCCCCGCCAUCUCCGCCAGACUUACAUCCGCAAAGUGGGGGAACACCUCAACCUCGUCAUCCCCUUCCAGGGGAAGCCCCGGCCGCAGGCGGUGUGGACGAAGGGCGGUGCGCCUGUGGACACCUCCCGCGUGCACGUGCGCACCAGCGACAUGGACACUGUGUUCUUCGUGCGCCAGGCAGCCCGCUCCGACUCGGGGGAGUACGAGCUGAGCGUGCAGAUCGAGAACAUGAAGGACACGGCCGCCAUCCGCAUCCGGGUUGUGGAAAAGGCGGGGCCCCCCGAGAACGUGAUGGUGAAGGAGGUGUGGGGCACUAACGCGCUGGUGGAGUGGCAGCCCCCCCGGGAUGAUGGGAACAGCGAGGUCACGGGCUAUCUCAUCCAGAAAGCUGACAAGAAAACCAUGGAGUGGUUCACCGUCUGCGAACACAGCCGGCACUCCUGCUGCACCGUGUCUGACCUCAUCGUGGGCAAUGAGUAUUAUUUCCGCGUUUUCAGCAAGAACUUCUGUGGGCUCAGUGACUCACCUGGUGUCUCCAAGAACACGGCCCAGAUCCUCAAGACAGGUCUCACCUUCAAACCGUUUCUGUACAAGGAGCACGACUUCCGAACGCCUCCCAAGUUCCUGACGCCUCUACCAGACCGUGUGGUUGUGGCUGGCUACUCUGCAGCUCUCAACUGUGCCGUCAGAGGCCACCCAAAGCCAAAGGUGGUUUGGAUGAAGAACAAGAUGGAAAUCCGUGAGGAUCCCAAGUUCCUGAUGACCAACCACCAGGGGGUCCUGACACUAAACAUCCGCCGCCCGUCGCCCUUUGACUCGGGGACUUACUCUUGUCGGGCCGUCAAUGAGCUGGGGGAGGCACUGGCUGAGUGCAAGCUGGACGUCCGAGUGCCACAGUGAGACUGCCUCUUCACCUGCCAAGGAAAGUGGCUGCUGGGUCCUAACCUGGACCGUCCCGGACACUGUUAUCGCUGAGAACAUAAUAGUCUUGUCUCCAACCGCA
Molecule: messenger RNA, 3562 nt
Organism: Manis javanica (Malayan pangolin)
Lineage: Eukaryota; Metazoa; Chordata; Mammalia; Pholidota; Manidae
Source: RefSeq, a predicted model, not a curated record